CAAACGCACACACACACUUGGAGCGCACGCAGUGUAUUAAGGAGCCUCACAGAAGAAUCACUUGAUCCUGGACGUCUCUGCAGCAAAGAUACAAUUAAAGAACAAUGUCAGGACCGAGGCCGGUGGUGCUGAGCGGCCCCUCUGGAGCUGGGAAGAGCACGCUGCUCAAGAGGCUGAUGAAGGAUCACGAGGGAGUCUUUGGAUUCAGUGUGUCACACACAACGAGAAACCCUCGGCCAGGAGAGGAGGAUGGCAAAGGGCUGAACAAGCUCCCUAUGCUUCUGGGGGCUACUUUGCUACCCGUAGCAGACGUUCUUUCCUCUGAAGACUUAGAAAUGUCAACCCCAUUUUCGUGCCCAAAUGAAUCAGAAACCACAGAUAAAGACUACCACUUCACAACAAAAGAAAUCAUGCGGGAGGGCAUUGACAAAGGGGAGUUCAUUGAGAAUGCUGAGUUUUCUGGCAACAUGUAUGGGACAAGUAAGGCUGCUGUGGAAGACGUACGUGCCAAAAACUUGAUUUGCAUCCUUGAUGUGGACAUUCAGGGGGUGAGGCGAAUUAAGGAGACAGACCUGGACCCCAUAUACAUCUCCAUCCAACCUCCAUCCAUGGAGGUCCUGGAAAAACGACUGAGAGACAGGCAGACAGAAACAGAGGAGAGUUUACAGAAACGUCUGGAGGCUGCACGCAUUGAUAUGGAGCUCAGUAAAGAGCCUGGAGUGUUUGACGUUGUUAUCAUCAAUGAUGACUUAGAGAAAGCCUACGAGGAGCUGAAAGCAAUCCUCAAUGAAGAAAUCCAAAAGGUUCAGGAAGCCAAGUAA
Molecule: messenger RNA, 821 nt
Organism: Nematolebias whitei (Rio pearlfish)
Lineage: Eukaryota; Metazoa; Chordata; Actinopteri; Cyprinodontiformes; Rivulidae
Gene: guk1b
Product: guanylate kinase 1b
Exons: 9
Coding region: 105-821 (238 amino acids)
Biological process (GO): purine nucleotide metabolic process
Cellular component (GO): cytosol
Molecular function (GO): GMP kinase activity
Source: RefSeq, a predicted model, not a curated record